This is a messenger RNA of Gilbertella persicaria, 396 nucleotides long. RefSeq lists its product as uncharacterized. NCBI's taxonomy places the organism in Eukaryota, Fungi, Mucoromycota, Mucoromycetes, Mucorales, Choanephoraceae. The transcript has 4 exons. The annotation marks the transcript as partial. The record is from RefSeq and is a predicted model, not a curated record.
AUGCAAUUAAAUUCAAAACAUGUAAAAAAAAAUCCACUCAUUUUCGUGUCUAUUAUUAUGGCUGUGGUAGGCUGGUUCGUUAUGUUUAUUGGUGCCUGUGUUAUUGGAAGAGCAGGCUUACUUUGGUGGAUUGUUAUUUAUGAACUAUUGCUAGUAGGCAGUAUUUUAUUCAGUAUCUUUAGACAAGUAUUCCACCAUUAUCAGACAACAUUUUUGAUUUUCUUGGGUGUAAGUAUAUCACUUUUAACAACAACAAUCAAUGGGCUUUUGAGUUACAGUACAGGUGGAAGUCAAGCAUCUGGUGCAGGUGCUGUCAUUUUGAUUGUGAUGCAGUUCUUCUGGGUGAUUCUGUUUUCUUGUGCAGAAGAGUCGGUUGUGUAUCAAUUUAUUUAUUCU